AUGUUUGCGAACAUCUGCAAUCUCGAUGUGCGCGGGACUGCGAGUCUCCUUAUCCGGCCCUAUUCACAAAUCCGGCUUCUGAAGUGCCGUCCCCAACACGGCACCGUGAGUUCUGGGGCAAAGCCGCGGCCUGUCCCACCUUCGCAGCCCCCCUUGCGGGGAAGGAGCCGGCGCUGGCCGGCCCGGCGGUGGCAGCGGGCCCGCGGCGCUCCCGGCCAGGCCGCAGGGGGCGGUCCGGGCCUCCGCCGCUCGCCCGGGCGCAGGCGCCGCCGUGGGCCCGCGGCGGAGGGCAGCUCGCCCCGGGACGGCGGCUCCAUGCGCUGCCAGGUCUCGGUGCUGUAUUUCGCCAGGAGCGCGGAGCUGGCGGGGCUGCGCUGCGAGACCCUCUCGGUGCCACGGGAGAUCACCUCUCUGCAGCUCUGGGAGGAGAUCGUCAAGGUCCACCCCAGGCUUGCUGUCAUCCGGGAUCAAGUGGUAUUUGCUGUUCGGCAGGAGUACGUGCUUCUUGGAGAUCAGGUCCUGGUCCUGCAGCCUGGAGACGAGGUUGCCAUCAUCCCACCAAUUAGUGGGGGCUGA
Molecule: messenger RNA, 576 nt
Organism: Oenanthe melanoleuca
Lineage: Eukaryota; Metazoa; Chordata; Aves; Passeriformes; Muscicapidae
Exons: 3
Coding region: 1-576 (191 amino acids)
Biological process (GO): Mo-molybdopterin cofactor biosynthetic process
Cellular component (GO): cytosol
Source: RefSeq, a predicted model, not a curated record